Messenger RNA from Prosopis cineraria, 677 nucleotides. RefSeq lists its product as uncharacterized. Gene Ontology annotation, cellular component: large ribosomal subunit; ribosome. The transcript has 2 exons. The record is from RefSeq and is a predicted model, not a curated record. Lineage: Eukaryota; Viridiplantae; Streptophyta; Magnoliopsida; Fabales; Fabaceae. Gene Ontology annotation, biological process: translation. The coding region runs from base 177 to 350 and encodes 57 amino acids. Gene Ontology annotation, molecular function: structural constituent of ribosome.
UGUUGCGUUUACGCGCAUUCGCCCCAGAACUCUCGGAUUCCACUUGCUUCCAGUCUCUGCUACGGCGCAGCCUCCAGUCCUUCGGUUCAUUGGCAUCCACCUCUACCUCAGACAUCGCCAUCAGUACUCGCCGUCGUACCGGUCUUCUCCGGCUCUUCAGAAUAAGCCAAUAAAGAAUGGGUGACAAGAAGAAGAAGGCUCAGAUGUUUGUUCGGCUUGUUUCGGCUGCUGGGACCGGAUUCUUCUAUGUCAAGAGGAAACCCAGGACCUUUACAGAGAAGCUCGAGUUUCGAAAGUUUGACCCUAGGGUUAACCGUCACGUUCUGUUUACAGAGGCAAAAAUGAAGUGACAAAGGCACCUUCCAUGUCUGUUAUCCAUUCUGCCUCUUCUCCUUUGAAUUCAGAUUGAGUUUGAGUUCUUGUUAUUGCCUAUUUAUGCCAAGGGGUUUCCACUUUUCGUUGCUUGAACUUAAACUUACAUCGUAUCUGCUUUGUGAUGCUGCUCUCUCUUCUCCCAUUUUAACGAGUAAAAUAUGGCAAGUGUCUAGACAACAAUCAUACGCCAGAUUGAUCCACGGAUUACAGAUUGUACUAUUUAGAUUACUCUUACAGUAGGUGUCACAUUAAUUGUGGCUCUUUUAAUAUAUUGAUAUCUUUGAGUUGCUGCUUUUCUCUUA